AUCCUAAUUCUCAUUUCAUCAACCAUGGACGAGGAUACCCAUUUUCCAGACUCCGACCUUGAUCUCAGCUUCACUAGCUGCGCUUCCACCGCUGCCACUGACCGCACCUUUGCUUCCUCUAGUGCCCGAAGCAGUCUAGCCCGCAGCAGCCUCACUCUCAGCUUCAACGAGUCCCGCCUCUCCACCAACACCUCCACCUCCGCUGCCGCCCCCAACCUCCACCUCCGCCCACACCGCAAAUCUGACCCACAUUGGUCUGCCAUUAAAACUGCCACCACGCUCUCGUCUGAUGGUGCCCUCCACCUCAGCCAUCUCAAGCUCCUCCGCCAUCUUGGCACCGGCAACCUCGGCCGCGUCUUCCUCUGCCGCCUCCGCGACAAUGACCACGCCAACUUCGCCCUCAAGGUUGUCGACAGAGAGAAUCUAACUAACAAAAAACUCUCUCACGUCCAAAUGGAAGCUGAGAUCCUCUCUGCCCUCGACCACCCUUACCUCCCUACACUCUAUGCCCACCUUGAGGUCUCGCACUACACGUGCCUUCUCAUUGACUAUUGCCCCAAUGGUGACCUCCAUUCUCUGCUCCGCAAGCAACCCGGUAACCGCCUACCGGUUGAAGCGGUCAGAUUCUUCGCGGCAGAGGUGUUAGUGGCGCUUGAAUAUCUACAUGCACUUGGUGUGGUUUACCGUGAUCUCAAACCGGAGAACGUUUUGUUACGUGAAAACGGUCACAUUAUGUUGUCUGAUUUUGACUUGUGCUUCAAGGCUGACAUUGCGCCGAAAUUAGAACGCCGGAUCCACCGGAACAAGGUGGAGUCCGGCCGGAAAUGGCCGCGCAGCUGUUUUGGGUACCGGGAAUUGGAGGAGGAAGUGGUGACGGAGUUCGUGGCAGAGCCCACGACAGCGUUUUCGAGGUCGUGCGUUGGGACACAUGAGUACUUGGCGCCGGAGUUAAUUACAGGUAGUGGUCACGGCAACGGAGUUGACUGGUGGGCAUUUGGGGUGUUUGUAUAUGAACUGUUGUAUGGUACGACACCGUUUAAGGGAGCGAGUAAAGAGGCCACCCUGCGCAAUAUAGCAUCGAGCAGAGGGGUGAGGUUCACAGAAGCAGAAGGAAUGGACGAGGCUAGAGACUUGAUAGAGAAGCUAUUAGUAAAGGACCCGAGGAGGAGGCUAGGGGGUGCCAGGGGUGCAACGGAUAUUAAACGGCACCCAUUUUUUAACGGAAUAAAGUGGCCGUUGAUUCGUACUUACCGGCCACCGGAGGUACGCGGUUUGGUGGUGAGGAAGAGCAGGACGCACGUGAGUCACGUGGCAUCCCCCAAGAGAAGGCGUUGGUUGUGGAAGAGACUGGCUUGUUUAAUGAUGAAAAAUAAGGGCACUCAUAGUUUAAAUUCCAAUCGUAACUACUAUAGUUACAGUGACAGUAACAAAGUUAGGAAACACGCAUGAGUUCAACAUUUUUCUUUUGUUUUGAUUUUUUUUUUUUUUUUUUUUUCCCUUACAACUUUGUAAAAAUAGGAGGUGAGAGAAAAUAUCAGUUUUGGUGGAGUCCUUAAGUUGACAUCUGUUGUACAUGAAAAGAAAAAAAUAAAUAAAAGAUUCAGAUAUUGAGUUUCCAAUCCAGAUAUACCA
Molecule: messenger RNA, 1632 nt
Organism: Cornus florida
Lineage: Eukaryota; Viridiplantae; Streptophyta; Magnoliopsida; Cornales; Cornaceae
Product: serine/threonine-protein kinase WAG1
Exons: 1
Coding region: 25-1449 (474 amino acids)
Biological process (GO): protein phosphorylation
Cellular component (GO): nucleus; cytoplasm; plasma membrane
Molecular function (GO): ATP binding; protein serine/threonine kinase activity
Source: RefSeq, a predicted model, not a curated record